AUGGAAGCAACCAUAAGAAGAAUCCUAGAUGCGGUUUUUCCCUCAGAUGAGGAUGACACAUCAGACUUGCAAUUGCAUCCGGCGUUCUCACUUAUAUCAGGCACUCCAAAUGAUGUACCUUAUACUGAUACAGAAGUAAAUGCAAUUAUGCGAAAUCUGCCGAAGAAGAAAGCUCCAGGUCCCGAUUCUUUAGAUUACGAUAUCAUUAGAGCGGUGCACAGAGCGAAUCCGAAAUUUCUUGUCACCUACUUCAAUAAGCUCCUCUCUCUGCAAUAUUUUCCUAAGUCCUUUAAGAUCGGGAUCAAGCAUCAUUUAACUUUGUCUGGCCACAUCUCAGAGGCGCAGUUUGGCUUCAGGGAGAACCGUUCCACUCUUAACGCUCUUGACAUUGUUAAAGAUGAAGUUCAAAAGAUCAAAGAAGAUAACCAGCAUGCGGCCGUCCUCAGCCUUGACUUACAGAGUGCGUUUGACUCCCUGUGGUGGCCUGCCAUCAUUGAAGCUUUACAUGCGGCAAGCGUGCCUAAUAAUCUACUACAACCUAAACAAACCAUCAUAAGGAACCCGUGCAUCAAGCUAAGAGGAGUGACGGUCAAGAGGGUCAAGGAGCUAAAACUCCUUGGCCUCAUCUUGGAUGAAAACCUCACUUGGAUUCCUCACUUGCAAGCCCAAAGGGUCAAAGCCACAAGAAUAGCAACUAGAAUUAAAAAUAUGCAGGGCAAAGAUUGGGGAUUACGACCCCACUUCCUCAAGACUAUUUACAAGACGGUAGUAGUAGAAAAAAUAGUUUUGUAUGGGGCAGCUAUUUGGGCCCUACCCAUGACUGCGAGGAAAUUGAAUUUACUUAAUAGCAUUCAACGACCUUUCGUCCUUGCUAUCAUGAAAACAUACAGGACAACGGCCACAGCAGCGGCAGCGGUUCUAGCUGGACUUACUCCUCUGCCAAUAGCCGCAUUACAAGAGGCAACUGUCUCUACUGUCAUGCUUCUUAGGAAGUCAGCCUCAUUUAGGGGAACUACAUUUGUACCAUCAGACUUUGAGAACAAAAAUUCUCAGCUCAAAGUUCAUCCCGCUAGUUAUGGGUUGGGCAUUUGUGCCCAUACCUCUAUAUCUCAGGAUUUACGGGUAAGAGACACAGGCGGUGCAAAUACCAUCAGCAUAUUCACUGAUGGCUCAAAAAUCAACGAAGAGGCAGGCUGCGCUUUUAUUUCUCAUUAUCAUGAUAAAGUCUUAGAAACUUGGAAAGGAUACAUUGGACUUAAUAGAUCGGUAUUCCAAGCUGAAGCAGUAGCAUUGCGCCAGGCUAUAACAGCAGCUAUGAAGUUUGUUGACCCAGAAGUUUGCAUUUUCUCAGAUAGUCAGUCGGCAAUCUUUGCUCUUCGUGAUCCAUUCCAUCCAUCACCGAUCAUAGCAGAUAUACAAUGCCUGCUCAAAGAAAAUGCGCAUGACUGCAACAUCCAGAUUUUAUGGAUUAAAGCACACGCGGGCCACAGAGGCAAUGAGGAUGCAGACACUCUUGCAAAGGAAGCUGCAAAGAAUAUCGGUGCGCAAGAUGUCCAGAUCCCGCUUCCCAAAUCUUAUCUGAAGCGAGUCUGUCGCAUUAAAUCGCAGCAGCAACAAUGGCAAGAGGAAUGGGACUCUAUAUCGCAAGGCCGUAGAACCCAUGACUUUGUCCAUAGAGUUUCCCAAGAUCGACUCAUCUCAGCCCCUUUUCUUUCCCGUUUCAUUACAGGCCACGGACCAUUUCCCCAAUAUUUCUAUCAAAGGGGAAUAUCAACAACUGAUCAUUGUGUCUGUAAUGAAGUAGGUACACCUGAUCAUUACGUUACAUCCUGCCCUCUCACGGAAGAAUGGCACAUGAGGCUUCCUGAUACUGACAUUGCUUAUAAACCCUUUUUCAUUAAGCAGCCGGUGUAUCUCAAGAAGCUCAAAAGCAUUAUGAACAAACUUGAAGCACUAGGACUAGAAUUAUGCAGCCCACAAUAA
This is a messenger RNA of Stegodyphus dumicola, 1983 nucleotides long. RefSeq lists its product as uncharacterized. NCBI's taxonomy places the organism in Eukaryota, Metazoa, Arthropoda, Arachnida, Araneae, Eresidae. The record is from RefSeq and is a predicted model, not a curated record.